AGGAUUCAGUUCAAGACGGUCAGUAGCGCCGACUGUUACACGCUCUGUGCUGUGCAGAAGCAACUGCAAAGAAGGUUCGUAGUCACGUGAUUGUAACAUAGUGUGCUGAAGACAUGGCGGACAAAGACGAGAAUGAGAAGACCAUUGCUGAAGACAUCGUUGUCACCAAGUAUAAAAUGGCCGGCGGGAUCGUGAAUCGAGUACUAAGGGAAGUUUUAGAUAAAUGUGUUGUUGGAGCAUCUGUGAGAGAGAUAUGCGAGUAUGGAGACAAAUUGUUACUAGAAGAAACUAGCAGGGUUUUUAAAAAGGAGAAAGAACUGAAGAAAGGAAUUGCUUUUCCUACGUGCAUAUCGGUUAAUAAUUGUAUUUGUCACUUCUCACCAAUUGCAAAUGAACCAGAUCUUAUUCUUAAAGAUGAGGACAUGGUAAAAGUAGAUCUUGGAGCACAUAUUGAUGGCUUCAUAGCAGUUGUUGCACAUACUAUUGUUAUAGGUUCAUCGUCAGAAAAAAAAGUUACUGGUAGAAGGGCAGAUGUAGUAUUAGCUGCACAUUAUGCGUCUCAAGCUGCAUUAAGGCUUUUGAAGCCAGGUACAGAGACUUAUACAAUAACAGGCACAGUAGAAAAAAUUUGCGAGGCAUACAAAUGUAAACCUAUAGAAGGGAUGUUGAGCCAUCAAUUGAAACAGUUCAAAAUUGAUGGUGAGAAAACUAUUAUUCAAAAUCCCAAUGAUGCACAGAAGAAGGAACACGAGAAAUAUACCCUUGAAACUCACGAGGUAUAUGCUAUGGACGUCGUGGUGAGUAGCGGCGAAGGUGUAGGCAGAGAACAAGAUACGCGUGUGACGAUAUUUAAGAAAACAGAGGAAACAUAUCUGCUGAAAUUGAAAGCAUCACGCAUGUUUUACAGUGAACUCACUCAUAAACACGGCUUGAUGCCAUUUAAUUUACGUACUUUUGAAGAUGAGAAGAAAGCAAAAAUGGCGGUGGUGGAAUGCGUGAGUCAUAGGCUGAUCGAACCAUUCCAUGUACUAUAUGAGAAGCCAAAUGAAUUUGCUGCGCAAUUCAAAUUCACGGUACUACUAAUGCCAAACGGGCCACAUAAGAUAACAGGACUUCCCUUCGACCUCGAUAAUUAUCAGUCCGAUUGCGUUGUCGAAGAUCCAGAAUUGAAGACUCUUUUAUACACAUCUGCAAACCCGAAAUCGGCAAAGAAGAAGAAAAAGAAGGCUGAAAAGUCUGUAGGUGAAGUGGCAAUGGAAGUCGACGCCAAGGCCUAACACAACCAUUUUAGCGUUCAUCAUAACGUUUUGACAUCGUGCACUUUAUGUUACUUUUCGUUUAUUGGCUUCAGAGCAGAAACUGGACACUAUUUGACGUCAUGGACCCUUUGUACCUGUUCCAUCAUAGGAACGCAACACUUAAAAAUUGUGUACCUUCACAUUGUUCUGCCUGUAUAACGCCAGAAAAAUCAUUGUUACUCGUGUAAUACACACAUAUUUUUAUCAUUUGAUGAAAGUGUCGAGAUUUCUGCCCUGUAAGAAUUCGACCUUACAAACACAUUAUGCCGCCACUUAUUGACACUUACGUUUUUAUAGCGAAAUAUCUUUUAAUGGACCAUGGUAUUAUAUACUGAACGACGAUUAUUCAUAAGACAUUUUGCAGCUGACCUGUAUUACAUUUCGAAUAUAUGGAACUUGUUUCGCAGAAUAAUGGUCGAUUUUGUGACUGUAUUGUGCGAGCUAGAUCAACCGAGCCAGAAAGAGGAAUCGCACGUGCAUUCAUAUUGUUUCUUUUUUAGAAGAAACAACAAUAAAGUACGAUUUUUAUUUCGUAAAUAUUCUUGCAUUAUAACGAAAGUAUAUUAGAUUAAACGAUGUCCGUUUGAAAUUUUAAUUAAACUAAUAGAAUUUACUAAUUUCUUCAGAAUCACUACUAAUCACAGUUAUUGAAUGCACUGCCAAUGAUCGUCACGAUUCACUUUGACACCGUUAUUGGUUUUGCAGUAGUUAAUUUUUGGAUCUCGUGUCUAGUAAAUGAGAAUCACCAUUAAAGAAAGAGGAAAGAAAAAAAAAUAACAUCUAAUGUUAAAUUGUACAAUUGGAAUGGAAAUGUUCAUAUUCGAAUUCCGUAUAAACAAUGAAAUACCAAUGGACUCACGGAUUAUUUCGUUGCAAAGCUAUAUCCCAACCGUCAGAAAACAUUUUAAUCUAUUGAAUUCCACACUUACAGCGAAAGUUCUGGAAAUUUAAUAAUUACAGGUACACCUCGUGUUAUUCACGUUCGAGCGAAACAAAAAGUAAAACGAAAAAAUGAUUCGAAGAACAAAAUAUUCUUUGAGGAUGCUCGUCUUGCCGUGAUGAAAGGCGAAAAUUAUAAAAUAUUAUAACAAUGUAAUGAUAGUUUUGUAUGAGGAGGAUAGAUAAUGUAUCUGUUAUAGAUAUUUUUUCUACUCAAGUUGUGCAUAUGUCGAAUGUUACCGAGUGUGCUUGUAAAACAAAAGAUGUCUUAGGCCAUCGUGCACUGUCCUUCAUUUGCCCUGAUUCGAAUACCUUCUUUUCUUUACAUUUCACACAUUAGUUAACGUAGACAUAUUUAUUGAAUACUGGAAAAGUUUUUAAGAUGACACUUGCAAUCACCAGUGAGAGUUAACAAUUAAAUACUUUUAUUGCACGGAGGUCAAUGAUUGAAAUCUCUACGAUGCAAAAGAGGACUGUGCACAAAGUUCAUACUGAACAUAAAACUGAAAAUGGUGAUAUGAAAUUGUUAUUAAAAAAAUUUAAUAACAAGCUGAUAACUAUAGAUUUUGACAAGUGCAUAUUUCUUUUUUUCUCAUUCAAGAUAGUGGCAUAUUAAUGCAUAAUCUGUAAGAUACUGUCUACUUCUGAAGUUACACAACUCUUAGAUUAUAAAUUGCUAUCGAACAUGAUAGAAUUUUAUGGAUUAUGACUUACUAAGUUUUCUAUACUAUAAGAACUCUGAUGAAAGUAAGAACUAAACAUCAGAAAUAUAGAAACGUAUUCGCAGUCGUGUCUUUAUUGUUAAUGUAACAGCUGUGUCGUAUAAAUUAACAUAGUUUUAAUAUUCGCUUCUGUUACAUCUAAGGAUAGGCAAAGAAAAUUAGUGCUACUACAAGAGAACAUAGCAAUACCAAUUUAUUACUGAAAUUUAGAGUGAACUAAUAUUAAAAUGAUGUUACCGUGUGAUACUUAUUUUAUAGAUUCGUUGAAAACGAUACUACAUCGAA
This is a messenger RNA of Megalopta genalis, 3244 nucleotides long. RefSeq names its product proliferation-associated protein 2G4. NCBI's taxonomy places the organism in Eukaryota, Metazoa, Arthropoda, Insecta, Hymenoptera, Halictidae. The record is from RefSeq and is a predicted model, not a curated record.